AUGUCUCCAGUCCGUUACAACGUCGUUCCAAAGGCCCUCUACAGUGGCAGUAAAUUAGUCACCAACGAAAAGGGUAUCGUCUCCGUUGACGAAUCAUCCGCCAAGAAGGUCAAUGCUGAUUCUGAAGUUUACUUACCAACUUGGAACAAGAAUGAACAUUAUGAACCAUACAAGUUUCAUGAACAUCAUGAUCCAGCAUUAAGAGCUGAUAAGGAACUUUCAAACUUAUUACCAAAAGAUGCUGAAAUUGAGGUUAACAACCUUUCUCCAAAAUUAGGUACUGAAAUUUCUGGUGUUCAAUUAUCUGAAUUAACUGAUGCUGGUAAAGACGAAUUAGCCUUAUUAGCUUCUCAAAGAGGUGUGCUUGUUUUCAGAGAUCAAGAUUUCAUUUCUAAAGGUCCUAAAUACCUCACCGAAUACACAAAGCACUUUGGUAACGUCCAUAUUCACCCAACCUCCGGUGCUCCAAAGGAUGUCCCAGAUGUUCAUGUUGUCUUAAGUGGUGACACCAAAGAAGAUGUUUUUGCUAAAAGAACUAACUUGGUUCAAUUCCACUCUGAUGUUUCUUAUGAAUUACAACCAACUGCAGUUUCUUUCCUUGCUGUUACUAACAUUCCAACUUCUGGUGGUGGUGAUACUGUCUUUGCUAACAAUGUUGAAGCUUACAACCGUUUAUCUCCAUUAUUCAAGGAAAGAUUACAAGGAUUAGAAGCUGUCCACAGUGCUGUUGAACAAGCCAACUUCUCAAUUGUUAAGGGUGGUGUCGUUAAGAGAGCUCCAGUCGAAAACCACCACCCAGUUGUUAGACAAACUCCAAGUGGUCAAAAGGUUUUAUACAUCAACAAGGGUUUCACUAGAAGUAUUGUUGGUUACAAGCAAGAAGAAUCUGAAUACUUACUCAACUUCUUAAUUGACCAUAUUUACAAAUCUCACGAUUUACAAAUCAGAGUCAAUUGGAAACCAAAUACCGUUGUUGUUUUCGAUAACAGAAUUGUCUCUCAUUCUGCUAUUCUUGAUUUCGACACCAGUGACCCAAGAUUGAUUAUUAGAGUCGCUGCUCAAGGUGAACGUCCAGUUGCUGAUCUUAAGGACUUAAACAAGCCAGAUGAAAAUCGUGUCUUUGAAGGUCCUGAAUACUUAGGUAAUAGGGUUUAG
Messenger RNA from Hemisphaericaspora subhashii, 1155 nucleotides. RefSeq lists its product as uncharacterized. The record is from RefSeq and is a predicted model, not a curated record. Gene Ontology annotation, biological process: sulfur compound catabolic process. Bases 1 to 1155 code for a protein of 384 amino acids. Lineage: Eukaryota; Fungi; Ascomycota; Pichiomycetes; Serinales; Debaryomycetaceae. The transcript has a single exon. Gene Ontology annotation, cellular component: cytoplasm. Gene Ontology annotation, molecular function: sulfonate dioxygenase activity.